Molecule: messenger RNA, 7400 nt
Organism: Paramuricea clavata
Lineage: Eukaryota; Metazoa; Cnidaria; Anthozoa; Malacalcyonacea; Plexauridae
Source: the annotation of a GenBank genome assembly
AUGAGUUCACAGAAGAAGAGGCGAAAAACUGUCGGUCUGAAGCCAAAAGAACGUGCGCAAUGGCACAAAGGAACAUUAUGUCAGAUCCGAAAUGAGAGACCAAUAUUCAUUAAACCCUUGAGUGACUUACCAGAAGGAUAUAACAGAAAUAAGGAUGUAAAGAUGUAUUCUGACAACAUAUCUAAGUAUGUCCUACCCUUGAAAGGCGGAGAUUCCGUGGAGUUUGUCCUCGGUGACAGAGACAAGGAAAAACCAAUGGCGAGAAAAGUAAAGGUGAUCCAGUAUUCACAGCGCACAACCCAAGAACUGCUGGACUACAUUAAGAAGUUGACUGACGAUUUGAAAUCAGCUGAUUGUAAGAAUGUGCUUAUGGAAACGUUGUCCAGUACAGUCAUGUGGAGUUUUCUUGGAUCUCCUACUUUUGCAAAAGAUGGAGGUUUGUAAUAUUUCUAAGUAUACAAAACCUGAGAUAUAUUAAACCAAUUUGUUUAUUAGCCAGCUAGACUAUGAAUAUUGCUUUGCUGUUUGUCUUUAUUGUACUAUACAGUACUGUUUUUAUUGGAGGGCUGUCAAAAUGCUACCCAAGCCCCCUCCCUCACCGGGUGCUACGGUUCUGCUACAGCUACAAAGGUUAUUCUUCAGUCAAAACGUAUUUUGCUAUUCAUUUUUUUACACAGACGAUUCUGGAAGUGUAUGUUAUGUUGAAGAGUUUCUCGAGUUGCUCAAGUUAAUUUUACGUGUUGGCAAAGCUUCCAAAAAGCUUUUGGAGGAAAUGGUGAAGACGGUGGCACAGGGAAUGCUGUUUAAAGCAUCAAAUAAUGAAAGUCUACCAAUGAUGAUAAAAUCAAGCAGUUAUGUUGCUGAACAUGAUAUAUUUUACUUCCAAGAUACAAAGACCUAUUUAUCCACUGAGCUUAUUCGGAGUUUUUGUUAUGAAGUUGUUCGCCAAGUCUCGUCAGUGUCUCGCUGUCUCUUGCCUACAGUUAGUGCUAUCAAUGAUACUAUACAAAGCCAAUCCACGCAGAAUUUUUUAUUUGAAUUCCUAUCUCUUGCCCUAUCUGGAGAAAACGCCAUGAUUGGUGAUGAAGGUUUUUAUUCAUUUAUUUUUUAUUCAUUUGACAUUUUUAUUCAUUUGGUCGAUCCUGUCCUGUUGAGUAUACCUUCAUCUACGUGUAUAUUCUUAAAUUUACAGUGCGUCUACAGUAAGUGGGGGCACUUAGAGAACACUAACCAAUCACAUUGCAGAACAAAAAUUGAAAAAAUCAACAAACGGCGCAUCAGCCAAUCAGCAUUAGGCCAAAAACAAUUUGACCAAAUUAACGAAUGUCAAACGGUGAAAAUAGACUUGUAAAAGUAAACACUGCAGUUAAUGGCUUCCUGAAUCUUUCUUUUGAUUGGACGAGCUUUAGUUUGAUUAGAUUUUUCUUUUUGUUCUGCAAUGCGAUUGGUUAGUCUUCUCUAAGUGGCCCCACUUACAGUAGACGCACUGUAACACCUAUGUGUUCAUGUAUAAAAGGUUGUAUAGUUUUACAAAACACACAACAAACAUAACAGUAUGCAGUGCUUUCGAGUAACAUUCCCGUAGUAAGGUUUUAUAUGUUUAAUGUUUUUAGGCGUCUGGCAGGAGCUACCAUUUAUUCCGACUGAAAAUGAGUUGGCUGGUAAUUUGGUCGAAGCGGACAAACAUCUUUCUCCAGUGAAGAAUUCCUACCUGGAUCCAGAGUCUUACAUGGACACAUACUUCAGACUGCUCCGAGCAGAGACAUUUUCCGCUAUCCAACAUGGAAUAAAAGACCUCAAAGCAUGCGAACUGGAUGUGAGAGAUAUGAACGUGUAUCAUAAUGUGCAUCUAGCUGGCUUUGAGAUCCAAAAUGGCCGAUUCUCUCUCGCACUUCACUUCACGCCAGCUAGACUGGUCAAGAAUUGGAAAGCUUCGCCUCAACUCAUGUUCGGGAAUUUGGUGUGUGUAUCGCUAAACCGGAAGUUUGACGACGUCAUUUGGGCUGUGGUGUCCAAUAGGGAUGAAGAUAUUUUGAACAAACAUCAGAUCAUUAUGCUGGAGUUGAUAGAUGAGAACACCAAGAAAAUGAGCGAGAUUAUAAGUUCUCUACAAGCUCAUGCAGGUAAUUGUUUUUAACUAACACUUAGCAUACCAAUAGUGCCAUCCAGAUCUAGUUACUCAUUGUCCUGACUUGCAUUAACAUUCACACAAAGAGCUUAUUGGUAAAUUUGGUAGUAUACACAGACAAAUUAGUGUUUCGACUGACCCAGAUAGUUUUCUCACUUCAAUUCUUGUUUUUGAAAACAGGUUCGGCAGUCAUGGUAGAAUCACCGACUUAUUAUCACUCCCUCAGUCCUGUCCUACGAAGUUUAAAAGAAUUCGACAUGGAAAAUUUCCCCCUUAAAGCAGAAAUCAUUCAAGCCAGUCGUACACCACAUCUUCCAGAUUACCUACAGCAGACUGUGACAGUGAACACAAGUCCUAUUUACAAAGACGAUCCGUCAACAAAAAGCUUUUGGCACUUGUGGAACUCCCCCAAUGAUAUAUCUAAUGGAGAAAUGGACUUUCAACGGUUUCUGGAAGUAUUUAACAUACAUUCUAGUACAUCCCUGGAAGCAAGUCAAUGUGGAGCAUUGAAACAGGCUCUUAUGAAUAGGUUGGCUAUUAUACAAGGUAGGAACGAUAAUUUUGCCAAUCAUAGAGAGCUCAAGCAAUCGACGUUAAGCUAUCACUUUCUCUAAUGUGGGAUGAAACCUCAGAAUCGACGGGUUGGUUAGGCACUGUAGUCUCGCAUCCAACAUCUUCUGCAGUGUCUUCUAAUCGUUCUCUUAGUGUUGUACAUGUACGCCUUUCUUUUGAAAACUGACUAUAAUCUCUUUAUGACAUUUAAAGUGAUUAAUGGCUUGCUUCCAGAAUACGUAACACAACUAUUUCACACUUGUGAAAACAGUGGUUACGUACUGCGCAGUAGUAAUUUAAGCUGUCUCAACCUAAACCAAAAACGAAUUUCUUGAAAAAUAGCUUUUCGUACAGAGGAGCAGCGUAUUGGAACAACAUCCCAAUAAACUUGUUGAAAACCCUAAGAGAGUCAACAAGUUUAAAAUCUGUCCAUCAUCUAUUAAAUAAUCACAUCUUGUAAAUAAGUAAAUAAGUACAGUAAUUUUGUUUAGUUUAUUAGUAAUAAGUUUAUCCUUCUUUUAUAAUGUAUGUAUUUUCAGCACGGCCCUUUGAAAAUCACCUAUGUGAAAGGUUACCGUGUUUAAAGAUCAAUAAUAAUAAUAAUAAUAAUAAUCAUAAUAAUAAUGUUAUCUUUCCUAAAGGUCCACCAGGUUGUGGGAAGACAUUCAUCGGAGUGAAAAUCGUUCAGCUGUUGUUAUCUCUUAGUCCGAAGCUCGACAAACCCAUCUUACUGUUGACCUACAAGAACCACGCCCUUGACGAGUUCCUAAAACACAUGUUGGAAUUUUGUCAAAAAGAUGAUCUAGUUAGAAUUGGAAGCAGGUCGAAGGAGCCGAAGUUGGAAGAAUGUAAUCUUCAGUCAAUCAUGAGAUCGCUGAUGAGGGACAAGAGUUACAGCAAAGCAAUGUUUAUCGAGAUUCAAGAAACGAAAAAUGAAAUUGAUGAAGUGGCAACACAAAUCAAAGAGUUGUCCUCCCAAGUGGAUACAAGCUGUCACUUGACGAAGAAAAGUCUCAUUGGUGAGCUCAGCGAAGAGCAGUUGCGUUCACUUCUCGUUGACGCCGACUGGAAGAAAAGCGGACGCCUAAUAUACCGAGUGAAUACUAAAACAUUUGCGGAUAGAUCUUGGGUUGAAGCAUUGGUAGUCGCUAGUGCACAAAAUUUUGGCUCUGUUAAAAAUAUCUUGGAAACAGGAGUGGCCCAAAACGACGAAAACGCCGCUCAUUGCGUUAAAAUGUUCGACAAAGCGUUUCAAGUGUGGUUACCAGACAGGCAAGAUCUUCGACACGUGAAAGAAUUUCAAGCCGAGUUUGUUCUUCAUGUUCGCAGCGAGAGUAAGCAAAGAGGAGGAUCUUCAAACAUGCCUGUUGAUGGUGAUGACCAAGAUAGCGGUGAUGAAGAACACGUCAAAGAAUUACUUGAAACAAGAAUGGUUCCUGGCUUCAAGCAAGGCGAGAGAUCAAAAGAUGGUUUGGUUCUUUUUCAAUCCGUCAAGAACAACAGCAGCCAAGAUGUUCUGAUCGACAUUUCCGACUACCCUAACAACAUGGAAGUUGGUCCGCAAAUUCGUUCCGUGAAGAAUCUAUGGGACCUAAACAAGAUUGAGAGAUUGCAAUUUCUUUAUUGUAUUCUCAAAGAGAAGACAUCCAGCACGUCGGAAGAGUUUGACGAACUUAUUGAAAAGCUUAAGAGUCUGAAGAAUCGAAAAGAGGAAUUGGAAAUGAAUAAGAAAGUUGAAAUGCUGUCACAGAAAAAGAUCAUUGGUGUGACCAUCACAGGAGCGUCUAUUAAUCAUGAUCUUAUUCAUCAUAUUGGUCCAAGUGUCGUGAUUGUUGAGGAAGCUGCUGAAAUUCUUGAACCCGGUCUCCUAGCUGCGCUGACGCCAUCUAUUGAGCAUCUCAUUCUGAUUGGUGACCACAAACAACUCAGACCACAAGUUGAUACCUACGAAUUGUGCAAGAACUAUAAGUUUGAUAAGUCUAUGAUGGAGAGAUUGAUCGACGCUGAAUUCCCGUACAAAACCUUGACCAAGCAAAACCGAAUGCGUCCUGAAUUUUCAGCUCUACUACAAGAUAUUUACCCAGACCUGGAAGAUAAUUUGGAGCUAGUGUCUCAGAACGCACCUUUGAAAUGUAUCGGGAAGUCAAUGUUUUUUUGGUCACAUGGAUACCCCGAGAAACACGAUCGCACCUAUACGAAUGAAAAAGAAGCAGAGCGCAUCAUAGCUCUGGUUUUGUAUCUUCUAUGGAAUGCCUGUCGUCCGUCUGAGAUCACAGUGCUAUCAGCCUACCUCGGACAGACUAAACUUCUUAGAAACAAGUUGAAGCAAGCUAAGACCAAACAUCCGGAAUUAUUCCAAGAAACUGCCACUGACGAAGACAAAGAUGAGGGGAAUGGCGUGAAAGAAGGAUUCAUCGAAGUUCAAACCAUCGACAUGUACCAAGGUGAUGAAAACAAAUACGUCCUUGUCUCACUCGUGCGCUCUAACAACGAAAAUAAAAUUGGUUUCUUGAACCAGAUGAACCGUCGUUGCGUGGCACAGUCGAGGGCCAAGUGUGGUAUGUAUUUCAUUGGAAACCACAAUGUCCUAAGAGAUGCAAGAAAUUCUCCCUGGUACAGGAUGAUAAAUUCAAUGAUCGGACAAGAAUGUGCUGGAUAUGCCAUCCCUCUUCAAUGCACCAAACAUGCCACGUCGAGAUACGAAGCCAUUGAUGCAGACAAAGUGAAAGGAGUCAUGACUGAUCCUAAACAGCUGUGCAAUGAGAGAUGUGGUGACCUGUAUCCUUGUGGUAGACACAGCUGCAAGAGAUCUUGUUUACCUCGACACCAUCACGCAGUUUGUGUUGAAAUUGUUGAUGAUAUAUUCCCUGGCUGUGGCCAUCCUGUUAAACGUAAAUGCUCUACACCUCUUUCCCAACUGCGCUGUAAGAUAGAAGUAAGAGUUCGUCUGGGGUGUGGGCAUGAAACAAUGAAGGAAUGUCAUCAACGAACAUGUGAUAUUCGUUGUGAUGAAAAAGUCACUGCGGUUUUUCCAGCAUGCCGCCAUCAAACCGAAAAGAAAUGUUACGUGAGAAUUGAGGAUAUAUCAUGCACCCACCCCUGUGAGGAAAUGAAUUCAUGUGGUUUACAUCGCUGUGUUAAUCAGUGUGGAAAGCCUCAUGGCCAUGACAGCUGCCCCAAAAUGAUCGACUACAGAUUCCCUGGUUGCAACCAUCCUUCACCCAAAAAGAGAAGAUGUUCUGAACCAAUCACUUGGAAGUGCACUGCCACCGUGUACUUAAAGGGAUCCUGUGGUCAUCCAAUCCAGAAGCAAUGUUAUCAGAAAGAUAAUGAAGUAAAAUGCCCCUUUAAACCGUGUGGAAGAAAGCGAAAAUGCGGUCAUCCUUGUACAAAUGCGUGCGGAGACGACUGCGAGAAGGGUGAUUGCAAGAAUUGUCAUGAUAUCCACAAAGAAAAGAUGAAGAAAUUCCACGAAGAUGCAAAGAAGAGAGUCAAAGAUCUCGAAGAUAAGAUCAGCAAGAAAGCAGUGCCUACAUUUUCAGUUGAUCCAAUGUCCCGCUCUGGUCCAACGGCUGCAGAAUAUCAGAUGGUUAACGAUUUGGUGGUGAAAUUCGUACUACCAAUGCACAACUGGUUCCCUAAAGUCACCAGGAUUGAAAAAGUUACUAAUCUUGUUUUGGAAAAGAAAUUUGAAGAAGCAAAAUCCAGAGCAUUUGGGGAUUACAUCGACACAAAGUUCCAUGGUACAGAUGAUAACGGCGUGAGGGGUAUCACAAAAGAUGGUUUCAGAAUGCCAGAUCAGAAUCCUCCACCUACCAAACGCGGUAUGUAUGGCCAAGGAAUCUACUUCGCUACAGAUUCUUCCAAGAGCGCACAAAAGAUCUACACCAAAGGUUCCCAGAAACUUCUCCUCUGUCAAGUUAUUCUUGGAAAAUCGAAGACAGUUCAACAGGCUGACUACAAUUUGAACAAGCAGAAGUUGAGAUCUCAUGGAUACGAUUCCGUGUAUGCUCCUCGAGGAACAGCUGUGAAGAAUGAUGAGUUCGUGAUCUUUGAUCCAGAUCAAGCACUUCCUCAAUAUAUCAUUCAUUUCUCCGAUACCAACACCGUUCUACCACCUCCUCCAUCAGCCUACACCCCCCAGUCUAUUACUGUAAAGAAGAUGCAAGCAUCAAGAACGGUCAAUUUUCAAGAUCCGUUUCAAAUGUACUACACUUUCGCCGAGUGCCAUUUUAGAAGAAUGGCAGCUAAGGGUAAUCCACCUCUUACCCCGCAACAAGCUACGAUUUCCUCCAUUGAUAUUGUCAUCAAUAGGGAUCUUGAGAAGAAAUACGAAGCAACCAAAAGAAAAUUCCAAAGCCAGGGCAUUCCUGACCGAGAAAUUCUUGCUUAUCAUGGAACCAACAAAGUCAAUAUACCAAAUAUCCUGAAAACCAACUUGCAGUUGAGAUACGCCCAAAGACAAGCCUAUGGUAAAGGAAACUAUUUCUCUGAAUUCCCUGCAGUCAGUUUGGGUUAUGGCGAUGGUCUGCUCCUGUGUCGCAUUCUACCUGGAAACGAAUUCCUAGAUUCAAGCCGUCAUGAUAUACCCCAUGGUUACAAUUCAAAAAAAGUAUUAAGAAUGGCACCUAUGGGCGCAGCUGCCAACGCGAGUGGUGAAAUGAUCAUUAUUGAAAACUCUGAUCAGAUCUUGCCUUACUUUGUUAUCCAUCGUCAAUGA